Molecule: messenger RNA, 2040 nt
Organism: Gordionus sp. m RMFG-2023
Lineage: Eukaryota; Metazoa; Nematomorpha; Gordioida; Chordodea; Parachordodidae
Product: serine/threonine-protein kinase PLK1-like
Exons: 15
Coding region: 1-2040 (679 amino acids)
Biological process (GO): protein phosphorylation
Cellular component (GO): cytoplasm; nucleus
Molecular function (GO): protein serine/threonine kinase activity; ATP binding
Source: RefSeq, a predicted model, not a curated record
AUGUUACAAACAAUUAACUCUAAAGUUGAAAACGUUGUAUACGUUCGUUUGCUUACCCUACCAUCCGACUUAUUAAGCGUUCCAGUCUUCCACAAAUUUUAUCCGCUAGUAUCUGCUGCUUAUUACAGCAAGAAGAAAAAUAGUGCUUCUUCCGCACCAAGGAAAGAAAAUAAAAAGGUGUUGGGAUGGUCACUACUUAAAUGUUUUGGUGCGAGAAAAAAGAUGGAUGGUAUAAGGCCCGAUGGCCUUGUACUUAAAGCCUUGUUGGGGGGCGAGAAGAGUGAGGGCCCUAUUUUCAGAAAAUGUUUCGAAAAUAGGGGUGUAGGAAGGAACGAUGAUGGGGAAGAUGGGGUAGAGAAACGUGUCAGAGGUACAAUCGAUGAUCCCUGUAAGGACACGGUUUCUUACCCCAACUUCGAUGGGUAUUUUGGAAAAAUACGAGAGAAUGAGAAGGUUGGCCCUGUAGAUGUCAAAAUUGAUGGUGGUAAAAUGGACCUUCUGUGUGCUGAUUACGAAAUAAUAAGACUCAUAGGGAAAGGUGGAUUCGCCAAGGUUUUUCUAGUUCGGUCCAAAAGAAACGGUCAGGAAUAUGCCGCUAAGGUGAUCAAGAAGCGAUUCCGUGAUCACGUAGAGGAUAUAGACAGUUAUCGACAGGUGCAUCGCGAGAAAAAUACUUUCGAUAAAAUUCAAAAUCUCCCUUUUUUGGUUGAGUUGUUUAUGUUUUACGAUACCCCGAUGAACUACGCCUUUAUUAUGGAGUACGUUGACGGUGGAGACCUCCAUCGUCACCUCCAACAGCAACCUCAUUUCAAAUUACCCGAGCACCACGCUCGGUUUUAUGCUGGGGAGAUAACCUUGGCGAUCCACCACCUUCAUAGCGAAGGAAUUAUACAUCGCGAUAUCAAACCGGAAAAUAUUCUCUUGUGUUCCGACGGUCACAUAAAACUUGCUGACUAUGGCCUCUGCACAGACAUUUUGGUUGGUAGAAGAAAUACUCUAGGAAUGGGCACCACGUGCUACUGUGCUCCAGAAUCCACCCGAGACCCAUAUUACAACUUCAGCAUUGAUUGGUGGGCCUUAGGGGUAGUUCUGUACGAGAUGCUGGUUGGCGAACUACCCUUUGGCCCAGAAGCCAAUGAUACCUCUCCAGUCAAACUCGAACGAAUUCCUAAAUUCGUUUCGAGCAUCGCUUCAUCCAUUAUCAAAGGAUUCCUCACCGAGGAUCCUCUUAAAAGGCUUGGUAGCAAUGGUGUUGAUGCUAUCAAGUCGCAUGGCUUCUUUGCGAAAAUAGACUGGCAGCUGAUGGAACAGAAAAUGACACCUCCCCCCUAUACACCAGAAACGGGUUGCUACAACCGGAAAUAUAGGGGGGUUUGGGAUGCCUUGCCUUAUUACGAAGUCAGAAAUCACUGGGUACCAGAUUCUAUGACAUCUUUGCCUACUGUUGGGAAACGUAGAGGUUUGGAGCUGAAGAACAUGACCCAAACUCUCAAAGGCAUUAAUUACAUUCGCAACAAUUCUUCAAUAGUAAAUACUUCCCAUCUGUUAGAAAUUCUAAAUGAUCAUGGGAAUAUCACACUUUUCCUUCCGAUUAGCAAUUCGGGUUUUGGUCUUGAGCGGAAUAUUAUUCCCGAAUAUUUGCAUAGGGGUCUCAUAUUAAACGACAUGCGAAAAGUCACGAUGGGUAACGAAUCACAUGACUUACAUUUCACGAUUCACAAAACUAGAACGAGUACCCGAUGGGCAGUUAACUGUGUACCCGUGAUAAAGGAUUAUUUUACUACUCAAGGAAUGAUUUACAAAUUAAAGGAGGAUUUUCCUCGCACCAAACAAACUGUGUAUGAUUUCCUGAAGCAACAAGAACUCAACUCGACUAUGGCAAAAUAUUUGAUAGCCUCAGGAUUAGCCAAUUUGACUCUUAAUCCCGGGAAAUAUCAUACUAUCAUCUUACCAUCAAAUUCAGCUAUAAAUCAAUUAUCUCCACAACUCAUCCAGGAAUUAGAAUUUAAUGUAAAAUGUGCUAAAGAUUAUUUCGGAUAA